Molecule: messenger RNA, 204 nt
Organism: Gongylonema pulchrum
Lineage: Eukaryota; Metazoa; Nematoda; Chromadorea; Rhabditida; Gongylonematidae
Source: the annotation of a GenBank genome assembly
AUGCCGAAGGUAAUUGCUGGGUGCGGUGAGUGGCGGCCUGUUCAGAUAGCGGGCGAUUUGGUUGGCGAUGAAAAUCUCGCGUUUCUGUCGGCCGUUGAGGAGUGCUUGCCUGUUGAAGUGGACGGAAGCGGGGGAGCUUCUCGGCCAAAAGCAUGUUUUUUUUUAAAAACUCUUCUGGUGGUCAUCGUGGAGCGGCCAGUGUGA